AUGAAAUAUUUUAAUGUAUAUAUUUAUGUAAUAUUUUUGUUAAUUAUUAUAAAAAACGAAGUAGUAAAAGGUCAAAGAUUAAAUAGACGCAAUGAGUCAAAAAAAGAACCAAAAGUACCUGAUGAGGUUGACUAUAUAACAAUGAAUAGUUUUAUUUCACCUGAAGAAAAUAGAAAAUUAGCUUAUGGCAAGGUUCAAAAUACAAAUGAAAAAUUUAAAAAAAUAGAAAAAGCUAAACAUAAACUUAGAGAUCAGUUAUAUGUGUUCUUGGCUGGAUUAGGUAUGCUUUUAUUAAAACAAACUGUUAUGUUAUGUUUUAAAAUUGUAAAUCGUCAAAUGAAAUUAGCAAAAAGAAAGAAAAAAUCAUAA
Molecule: messenger RNA, 369 nt
Organism: Plasmodium gaboni
Lineage: Eukaryota; Apicomplexa; Aconoidasida; Haemosporida; Plasmodiidae
Product: putative exported protein
Exons: 2
Coding region: 1-369 (122 amino acids)
Source: RefSeq, a predicted model, not a curated record